This is a messenger RNA of Zingiber officinale, 1011 nucleotides long. RefSeq names its product MYB-like transcription factor EOBII. The coding region runs from base 175 to 837 and encodes 220 amino acids. Gene Ontology annotation, cellular component: nucleus. The record is from RefSeq and is a predicted model, not a curated record. The transcript has 3 exons. Gene Ontology annotation, biological process: regulation of DNA-templated transcription. Gene Ontology annotation, molecular function: DNA-binding transcription factor activity; sequence-specific DNA binding. NCBI's taxonomy places the organism in Eukaryota, Viridiplantae, Streptophyta, Magnoliopsida, Zingiberales, Zingiberaceae.
GUUUUAAGUAGCUGAUGUUUAGGGAGGAGAACAUGGCAUCAUGGUAUCAAGUAGGUUAUAUAUAAAUGCAUGAUCAAGUGUAUAGCCAGCCCCCUGUGUGGCAUCUCAAAGCCUGCCUGCCUGCAAACUAGUUAAUUCCCAAGCAAAGUGGAAGAGGCAGGAGAGGGGAUCAGUAUGGCCAACACUGAAGCUCAGUACAUCUCUUGGGAGGACGAGGAGUGGAGGAAGGGGCCAUGGACUGCUCAAGAGGACAAGCUCCUCAUUGAACAUGUCAACCACCACGGCCAAGGCAAAUGGAACUGUGUCUCCAAGUUAACAGGGUUGAAGAGAAGUGGGAAGAGCUGCAGGCUGAGGUGGGUGAACUACUUGAGGCCAGACCUGAAGAGAGGUAAUAUCACCCCUCAAGAGGAGAGGACCAUCCAGGAGCUGCAUGCUUUGUGGGGAAAUAGAUGGUCCACCAUCGCUCGAAACCUCCCGGGAAGGACCGACAACGAGAUCAAGAAUUACUGGAGGACUCAUUUCAAGAAGACAAAGCCCUCCAAGAACCUCGAGGAGGCGAGAGAGAGAUUCUUGAUUCACCAACGACAGAAAAAAGGUAGAGUGCAGGAGGAGCAUCAACAAGAUCAAGGAAAUUUGGAACGGCAAGAUACACCUGAGCUAUUGAUGGAGCGAGAUAAGGAAAUUGAAUCAGCCGAAGACUUGCAAGAAAUGAUGGCACUCAUGUGCUGCAUACCAUAUGUGAUUCAAGUUCAAGGCGAUGCGAUCAAUGGAUACUCGAGUGAGGGAUCGACCGACGGUGAAUCCUGGGGGAACCUAUGGAACCUUGAUGACAUAUGAACUAAAGAUUGUAGCACACUAAGUUUGUCUACAAUCAAUUUCUUCUACCUUCACCUUCUCCACUUUUUUUUUUUUUCUCUAAACAGAAUACUUGGUGACAAAAGUAUGUCUCUCUUUCUAAAUAUACAAGUUGAAUUGAUAAUAGUUGAAAAAUGUGAGAAUAAAGAGAUCAUU